AUCUAGAAGCAGAUAAUAAUACAAGUCUUGAGACAAUUUGGUCCACACAACAGAGCUAGUAUGUUUUGCUCCAUAUGCAAGACGGUAAUACUAGUAUUUAAGGAACUGGAUUGAUUCAUCUAUGCCAUACAAUUUAUAGCAAAAAUCCAAAAACAAAAAAUGGGGACAAUCAGCAAAGAAAGUGGGUUAAACGGUUUCCGACCCGAAAAUAAUCGGGUAGAACAACUGAAAGCAUUUGAUGAUACAAAAAAAGGGGUAAAAGGAUUAGUAGAUUCCGGGGCAAAAACAAUUCCAUGUAUAUUCAUUCGACCAUCUGACGAACUCUCAGAAGACUUAAAAUUUCCUAAUGUACAACGCCAAGUACCCAUCAUUGAUUUUGAAGGCAUUGAUCGGAAGGAUCGAUACGAAGAGAUUGUUAAACAGAUUCUAGAAGCAUCCCAAAAAUGGGGGUUUUUUCAAGUGGUUAAUCAUGGGAUUCCUUCCCAUGUUUUGGAUAAGAUGUUAGAUGGGCUACGAAUGUUUCAUGAGCUGGAUGGUGAGAUUAAGAAACAGUUUUAUACCCGUGAACUUAUAACAACUGGUAAAACGUUUGUGUAUAACAGUAAUUAUGAUCUUUAUACAUCACGUGCUGCUAAUUGGAGAGAUAGUUUGUCUAUUAAUGCCUUUUAUUCUAGUGGUCAUAUUGAUCCUCAAGAAAUACCAGAAAUAUUCAGGGAUGUAUGUUGGGAGUACAUCAAUCAAGUACGUAAACUAGGCGACAUUCUAUUGGAGCUCAUAUCUGUGGCUCUUGGACUUGAACCAGAUUAUCUCAAUGAAAAGCUGGAAUGUAGCAAUGGAUGGAGCUUAGUAAACCAUUAUUACCCAGCUUGCCCUGCUCCAGAACUCACAAUAGGAACUAGUAAACACACAGAUCCCUCAUUCAUUACUAUACUUCUUCAAGACCAAAUUGGUGGCCUUCAAGUCUUUAAUGACAAUCAGUGGGUAGAUGUUCAACCUAUUCCUGGAGCUUUUGUUGUAAACAUUGGGGAUAAUCUACAGAUAUUGUCAAAUGAUAAGCUAAAGAGUGUAUACCAUAGAGUAAAAUCUAACUUGGUUGGACCUCGUGUUUCGGUGGCAUUUUUUCUUAAAGGAUUACUAUCAUCUCCCAAAUUAUAUGGACCAAUACAAGAGUUGUUGUCUGAAGAAAAUCCAAGUGUGUAUAGAGAGUUCAGUCUACGUGAAUUUCAGACAAAGUUCUUCACUAGUCCCCUUGGUGAGCGGAUACUUGAGAGUUUCAAGAUACAACAAUAUCGAGAUGAAUCCAACAAAAGUUAAUCUUUGAGUUUUUCAUCUUUUUUCUGCUGAUGAUGAUCUUUCGUCUUAAGAAAAUAAAAUAAAUUAUGUGUAGAUCAGAAAUAAUUUAAUUUCUUGUUAAAACUUCUUAGUUUAAUCUAAGUUAAAAUCCUUAAGCUUAAACUCUUGGUGUGUAUCUAUGGUGGCUUUUCAUAUAUGAUAAAAAUAUUUAAAUUUGUAUAUGUGAACUUAUUAUAAUAUGUUGGUUUAUAAUAUGAUAUCAUAUAAGUAUUGUGUUGUUAAAA
Amaranthus tricolor (Joseph's coat) is the source of this 1577-nucleotide messenger RNA. Its product is annotated as 1-aminocyclopropane-1-carboxylate oxidase homolog 1-like. NCBI's taxonomy places the organism in Eukaryota, Viridiplantae, Streptophyta, Magnoliopsida, Caryophyllales, Amaranthaceae. The coding region runs from base 160 to 1314 and encodes 384 amino acids. The transcript has 3 exons. The record is from RefSeq and is a predicted model, not a curated record.